Molecule: messenger RNA, 8495 nt
Organism: Oncorhynchus kisutch (coho salmon)
Lineage: Eukaryota; Metazoa; Chordata; Actinopteri; Salmoniformes; Salmonidae
Product: cGMP-inhibited 3',5'-cyclic phosphodiesterase A-like
Exons: 26
Coding region: 563-5869 (1768 amino acids)
Biological process (GO): signal transduction
Molecular function (GO): 3',5'-cyclic-nucleotide phosphodiesterase activity
Source: RefSeq, a predicted model, not a curated record
GUUUACGUCCGGGCAGCAGUAUGCCACGCAUCGGCAAACUCCGCUGUUAUUUCUUCAAGAGGAGAGGAGUAGCCUAGCCUAUGAUGAGCAGAAGAAACGUGAGGGAUAAAUAAUACGGAGAGAGAGGAACAGACCGAGCGGCACAAAGGAGAGAGGAGAGUGUUGUGCGGGAGGGCGAGAUAGAGGGAGAUGCAGGCAGUGGCCUAGAUGUGCGAAUCGCCAAGAGUUGCUCUUUCUGGUUCACUGGAUGGAGGCUGUUCUCGCGCAGGGAGGACUAUAGAAAAUAUUUGUUUGUUGAAGGCUACACAGUGAAACGUAACUUUUUCCAGCACGUGUUUUCGUUCAUUCGUGUUCUGUAUUUUUAUGUGGCCUACUUUAUGUGUGUUUUGGGGAGAAAUGGGUAAAUAAUUUCGAGGCGCGCAAGCAGUAGCGCACAGUCCCACAUAUUGCCGCGCGUUAUGGCUCUCUCUGUCAAACAUGCUGUAUGAAAAUGCGCUGAACCUUUCACAUUUACGCACUGUGAAUAUAUAGUUCACGCCGCUUCCUUCGUCCCCCCUGUGUGAUGACGAUGGAAGUGGAAGCUGACAGCGGCAGAGGUAUAUCAAGGAGCGCUCAUGAUAAAUGCCCGCGGGCGGUGGAGCGCAACGGCUAUGUGAAAACAUGUGUCACCCCUCUGUAUCAGGACGCGGGCUGCCAGUCGUGGCUGAGACUCGCAGAUAUAUGGAGUUCCCUAAGACUGUCGUCCGCGGUGUGUGUGGGCUCUGUUUCGGUUAUUCUUGCUUUGCUGGUCAGAUUGGUGGACUGGGACGUGGAGCAGCAGAGUUGCAGCAGUAACAGCAAGAAUAACGGCGAGUCUGGUUCUCUACUUCAUUUCGUGGCGACCUGUGUGGUGGAACUGUUGUUGAACGUUUGGUACCUCGUGUCCCCCGUCUUCACUCUCGUAUGUGCCUUCUUUUGGGUUGGCUUGUACCUGAUCCGCUGCGGGGUGCUGAUCCGGACCGCGGUGUUCCUGUUGGCAGUGUGUCACUUCGGCGAAGCCGCCGCGCAGUCUCUCCUACACGGUGCGGAGGACCAGUUGUUGUCUUUCACCGCCACGGUGGUGGUUCUAUCCUGUCUAGCCGUCGGGGCGCUGAUGGUGGUCCGACUCGGACAGGGGGUUUCUGUCAUCGUCUUCAUCAGUAUCAUCAGAACUGUGUCUCUCAUCUCCCUCAACAAGAUCCGGGCCAGCUGGAGACCCUACCUGGCGUACCUGGUAGGAGUGCUGGGGGUCCUGCUAGCGAGGUAUGCUGACCGGCUCCUGACGGGCUCAGUGCCACUCGGGGCGGGUUGUAGCUACGUGACAGCGGGGAAGGAAGAGAAUAUCAUUCCCGUGUUUAAAAGGCGACGAAGGUCCAGUUCAGUGGUCUCUUCAGACAUGGCGCACAGUCACAGCAACAGCAAGUCCCACCGAAGGACCUCACUCCCAUGCAUUCCACGGGAACAGAUGAUCUCACAGACUGAAUGGGACCACAAGAGGGGUGCCCGGGGAUCCCAGUCGUCGGGUACCGGUGUGGUGGUGGACAUAGCGGUGAUGGGGGAAGCCCAUGGAUUGAUCUCAGACCUGCUGGCAGACCCCUCUCUGCCCCCCAACACCUGCAGUUCCCUGCGGGCUGUCAGUAACCUGCUCAGUACCCAGAUCAGUUUGCAGCCGCUGCACCGGCCUCGAAUCAACCCUCUGCAGGCACUCAGCGACACACACACCUGCUCCGACUCCGAGGACUGGCCAGAGAGAGAGAAACUGGCCAUCCCAAAGCGUCUGCGACGGAGCCUGCCUCCAGGCCUGCUGAGAAGGAUCUCCUCUACAUGGACCACCACCACCUCAGCUACAGGUCUUCCCACCAUAGAACCAGGACCUGUACGCAGAGACCGCUCUGCCAGCAUCAAACCCCUCCACGACAGUCCACCAUGCAGCAUGGUGAACAGUGAGUCGUGGAACAGCUCUGUAAUGCUCACCAUCUCGAAGAGUCGCUCCAUGUCUGCCUCCUACUCCGCUUCAGCCACCUCCAACCACCUCUACAACAGACGCAUGACCAGACCAGGUUACCCCCCCUCCAAUAUAUCUCCUCUGGCCUCUCCCUGCCACUCCCCUCCGGUCCAGGGGACCCCUGUCUCCAGCCCCACCACCAAGUCCUGCUCUGUGGACCUACCGGACCCUGUGGACAGCCAGGGAGAGAGGCCUGUGGACCCCCAGGCCCCACACAGAGCAUUAACACACAGCAUCAGUGCACCUAGCUCCACCACACCGCACUGGGGGCCACCAUCUCUCUGCAUCAGCUGUGGUAGACCGUACAGCAGGCUGAGCCAUGGGGAGGGAUCUAUGGACAAAGGGGACAGAAUACCUCACCCUGAUGACCCGGCAGUGGCGUCGUCAGACUGUGAGAGCACCUACGAGACCAACCACAGUGACAGCAGUGACUUUGCACAGAACGAGGAGGACGUGGAGGGGGCCAAGAAGCCCUCGGACACCCAGGACGGAUGCAGGUCGUACCAGCCUGAGGGCAUCGUCCUGCAACCCCUAAUGCCACCUCUAGAGGACACACAGCCUAUCCUGGACCCAGAGCCUCUGGUGAUGUCAGAGUUGGAUCCUCUGAUGACUCAACUCAACAGCUGGAACUUCCCCAUCUUCAAUCUGGUGGAGAAAACACAUGGCCGCUCAGGAUGCAUCCUCAGCCAGGUGAGAACAGGCCUCAGGCAGGUGAGAACAGGCCUCAGGCAGGUGAGAACAGGCCUCAGCCAGGUGAGAACAGGCCUCAGCCAGGUGAGAACAGGCCUCAGGCAGGUGAGAACAGGCCUCAGGCAGGUGAGAACAGGCCUCAGGCAGGUGAGAACAGGCCUCAGUCAGGUGAGAACAGGCCUCAGCCAGGUGAGAACAGGCCUCAGCCAGGUGAGAACAGGCCUCAGGCAGGUGAGAACAGGCCUCAGGCAGGUGAGAACAGGCCUCAGGCAGGUGAGAACAGGCCUCAGUCAGGUGAGAACAGGCCUCAGCCAGGUGAGAACCAGUGAGUACAGGUUUCCUACCGCCUGUUUUGAGGACACGGGACUGUUUGAGACGUUCAAGAUUCCUGUCAAGGAGUUCAUGAACUAUUUCCAUGCUCUGGAGAACGGAUACAGGGACAUCCCAUACCACAACAGGAUCCAUGCCACUGACGUGCUCCAUGCCGUGUGGUACCUCACCACCCAGGCCGUGCCAGGCUUGCCCAACCUCCUCACAGACCACAGCUCCGACUCUGAGUACAACUUCCUGGGCAACCUGGAGCAUGUGGAGUUCAAACGCUUCCGCUUCCUGGUCAUCGAGGCCAUCCUCGCCACCGACCUCAAGAAACACUUUGACUUCCUGGCAGAGUUCAACGCCAAGGUGGUGAUGAUGGCUGCUCGGGCAUCGACUGGUCCAAUGAGAAUGACCGGUUGCUGGUGUGUCAGAUGUGCAUCAAACUGGCGGACAUCAACCGGCCCACUGAAACACAAGGACUUGCAUCUACAGUGGACCGAGGGCAUCGUCAAUGAGUUCUAUGAACAGCGUCUGCGACGGAGCCUGCCUCCAGGCCUGCUGAGAAGGAUCUCCUCUACAUGGACCACCACCACCUCAGCUACAGGUCUUCCCACCAUAGAACCAGGACCUGUACGCAGAGACCGCUCUGCCAGCAUCAAACCCCUCCACGACAGUCCACCAUGCAGCAUGGUGAACAGUGAGUCGUGGAACAGCUCUGUAAUGCUCACCAUCUCGAAGAGUCGCUCCAUGUCUGCCUCCUACUCCGCUUCAGCCACCUCCAACCACCUCUACAACAGACGCAUGACCAGACCAGGUUACCCCCCCUCCAAUAUAUCUCCUCUGGCCUCUCCCUGCCACUCCCCUCCGGUCCAGGGGACCCCUGUCUCCAGCCCCACCACCAAGUCCUGCUCUGUGGACCUACCGGACCCUGUGGACAGCCAGGGAGAGAGGCCUGUGGACCCCCAGGCCCCACACAGAGCAUUAACACACAGCAUCAGUGCACCUAGCUCCACCACACCGCACUGGGGGCCACCAUCUCUCUGCAUCAGCUGUGGUAGACCGUACAGCAGGCUGAGCCAUGGGGAGGGAUCUAUGGACAAAGGGGACAGAAUACCUCACCCUGAUGACCCGGCAGUGGCGUCGUCAGACUGUGAGAGCACCUACGAGACCAACCACAGUGACAGCAGUGACUUUGCACAGAACGAGGAGGACGUGGAGGGGGCCAAGAAGCCCUCGGACACCCAGGACGGAUGCAGGUCGUACCAGCCUGAGGGCAUCGUCCUGCAACCCCUAAUGCCACCUCUAGAGGACACACAGCCUAUCCUGGACCCAGAGCCUCUGGUGAUGUCAGAGUUGGAUCCUCUGAUGACUCAACUCAACAGCUGGAACUUCCCCAUCUUCAAUCUGGUGGAGAAAACACAUGGCCGCUCAGGAUGCAUCCUCAGCCAGGUUUCCUACCGCCUGUUUGAGGACACGGGACUGUUUGAGACGUUCAAGAUUCCUGUCAAGGAGUUCAUGAACUAUUUCCAUGCUCUGGAGAACGGAUACAGGGACAUCCCAUACCACAACAGGAUCCAUGCCACUGACGUGCUCCAUGCCGUGUGGUACCUCACCACCCAGGCCGUGCCAGGCUUGCCCAACCUCCUCACAGACCACAGCUCCGACUCUGACUCUGACAGUGGGCUCCUCACCCCCAGCCAUAUAGGCCAUACAGGGUUCCUGGUCUCUAAGAUGUCUGCGGUGAUGGAGGAGGGUUAUGGAUGUCUGUCUGGCCUCAUCCCAUCCCUGGAGCUCAUGGCUCUGUAUGUGGCUGCAGCCAUGCACGACUACGACCACCCUGGACGGACCAACGCCUUCCUCGUGGCGACUAGCGCUCCUCAGGCUGUUCUAUAUAACGACCGCUCGGUGUUAGAGAACCACCACGCUGCGUCGGCCUGGAACCUGUUCAUGUCCCGGCCAGAGUACAACUUCCUGGGCAACCUGGAGCAUGUGGAGUUCAAACGCUUCCGCUUCCUGGUCAUCGAGGCCAUCCUCGCCACCGACCUCAAGAAACACUUUGACUUCCUGGCAGAGUUCAACGCCAAGGUGGGUGAUGAUGGCUGCUCGGGCAUCGACUGGUCCAAUGAGAAUGACCGGUUGCUGGUGUGUCAGAUGUGCAUCAAACUGGCGGACAUCAACGGCCCACUGAAACACAAGGACUUGCAUCUACAGUGGACCGAGGGCAUCGUCAAUGAGUUCUAUGAACAGGGCGAUGAGGAGUCGAGUCUGGGCCUUCCCAUCAGCCCCUUCAUGGACCGCUCUGCGCCUCAGCUUGCCAAGCUCCAGGAGUCCUUCAUCACGCACAUCGUGGGGCCGCUCUGUUCCUCCUACGACUCUGCCGCCCUCAUGCCUGGGAACUGGGUCGACCCCGCCGACGCACGGAGGACGGAGGGAGAGGAGGUGGGGGAACGAGAGACAGAGGAGGAAGAGGAGGAUACAGCAGAGGAGGAUACGUCGACUAGCUCUGAGAGUUCCCAGAAGCACGUGGUGAAGCUUAAGAAGAGCAGGAGGAGAGUGUUCUGUCCCAUCACUCAGCACCUUCUGGACAACCACGAAAUGUGGACAAGAGUCAUCGCCUCAGAAACCCGGGACACACCGGACAGAGAGGCGCCUAACUGCCUCAGCAACCCCGCCGAGCCAAUCACAGCCAUCCACGAGGAGGAGGAUGAGCCAGCCAGUAAGGAGGAGCCAAUAGAUGGCCAGGUAGAGGAGACAGAAGGAGAAGAGACGGGGCUUGAAGAGGAAGAGGAAGUGGUCGAGCAAUCGGAGACUGCAGAGAAAAGGGAGGAGGAGUUGGAGUGAGAGGAUUAUAGUUGACCCUAAGAUCAGUUUAUCCAAACUCAUACCCUCUCCCAAAUAGACUUUCUGACUCAUGUCAGAAAUUAUACCUUAUUCCUCAUGUGGUGCACUAGCUGGCCAAAAAUAGUGCACUAUACAGGGAUUGGGGUGUUGUUUGAGACGCAGACCCUGAUAUUUGGUUGCCAGCAAAUCACUUAGACACAACACUGUAGAAGUUUGGAGUAACAUGUGCCUAAAGAAAACAAGGUGGAGGGAGGGAGCGGAAGCUGAGGAUGAGGUGGGAUUUAUUGUUUUACUACUAUAUUGGAUCAGGUUUCCAUUUCAGAAUCCCUCUCCCUGACCAGGUGCCCGCAACGCAAUACAGGCCCACAGAACACUGACCCCACUGCCAGCCUCAAGACGCAGCCGGCCAUACAAGUGGUCCGCAUCCACCUGACCGCCCUCACAGAACCAGGGUGUACAACGUGGACUGUACUGAAUAGACAGUACAAACACUAGCUCCUGAGGACAAUGAGAUGAAAGUGCGGGAAAAAGCUGUGUCCGCUCUGUGUUGGUUCUCAGGAGAGGACUGAGGACUAGGGAGAGGAGGGCCAGUGUUGAUACAGAGUGUGCUCACACACACGCAUGGAGGCAAACAUACACACACACACACACACACAAAUCCAUCAGAAGAUUUGCUAGCUACCCCAGGAAGAGGGAAUGGGAAGUCUAACAUAGAACCCUGUAGCUCUGAAAAAAAGCUUUAUACUCAGUCAUGGAAAAAAAAUCCACAAUACAGUGUUUCUUCACAUUCUUCAUCUCUCUCCUUGUUCCCAAUUUGACCAUGUUUUCUCUCUUUCUUUCUGUCUGUCUUUCUUUCUUUCACUCUCUCCACUUUUGUGUCGGUCAUUCAGGCUCCCCCCCCCCCCCCCCCCCUCUCGCUCCUACGCAGUUCCACAGGACCCAGGAACACUGACACACCCCACUGGGCACAGACUGGUUGAAUCAAUGGUGUUUCCACUUCGUUUCAAUGAAAUGACGUUGAACCACAGUGAAAUUGGUAUUGAAUUGACGUCUGCCCAAUGGGACCCGACGCAGACCUCUCAUCACAGUGUCCUUGUGCCCUUUGUCAUUAUUGCUUCAACCAACACAAGUGAUUGUUCUUUCCUUUGUGUUAUUGGUUUGGAGUUUUACUUUCUUUUUUGUCUUCUUUUUUCACACUGGCCGUAAGAUAUUCACUCUCAGUGGCGUUUGUGUUUUUUUAAACAUGGCGUGGGGACUUUUUAUUUUGUUGCCUCUCUUAUUUUACGUACCUUGUAUUUUGAUUGUCUGCACACUACAAAGGGAAUCACUUUGAAUCUGAAUCACACCCUUUUCUUAUAGAGUUAGCGGAAGCCUCCGUUACGUAUUCCAAUGUAAGAUGUUUUAUAAGUGCAGAUUCUUUUCUCUCUUCAUAGCCUUGACCCAGUAGGUGAGGUCAUGUACCACCUUGGUGGAGAAGAAGCAUUCAUAUUUGGAUUCAUCUGUGGAUGUCAAUCUGACCAUGACACUGAAAAAGAGAUUAGCCUUUUUCAAAGGUUCUCUACAGCCGUCUUCAUUGAUAAACUAUUUUGUAGAACUCUCUCGUAAAACUCUUUUGAUGGUACACUGACCUCUAGCCUGUGUUUCUGUGCUCUCUCACAAUGGGAUCUACCACCUAAUACCCUGACAGGAAGUUCAGUCGAGAGAGCCAAUGUCGAAAGUACACAGAUUCUCUUUCAGUAUCUUCAGCGAUUCCCCAUCGAGUGAGCAGUCUCACUCAGUUCCUUCAGAGAACCAAGCUUACAGUCGUAACCAGGCAUUUUUGAACUCUUGGGAAAUCAUCUAUUUCUCCAUCAGGCUGAAAUGAUAACAGGCCCUGCGCUCCAAUAUCUUUCAGCUAGUCAAGUGAUCAAAGAAAGCUAAUUGCUGAGUGGCCCUUGGAAAGCCUUGAAGGAGAUGUGGAGGAGCCCAGAGGUUCAACCAAGAGAACACGGUUACAGAUAUACUCCACAUACACUCAGACUGUGCUGCUCUAUAGAACAUGGUGAAUCACGCAUGGGGCUGAAUGCAAAGCAAGCAAAAGUGUGAAGAAAGAGAAUGCAGUAAAAAUAUCCAUACCAUGAAAGACAGAUGUCUGCUUAGUGUGUGUUUGCUGACUCCCACAAAGAAGUUAUGUAUUUAUUAACUUCCUGAUAGUUUCAACAUUUCAGCCAUAGGUCUAACAUGGUUGAACUGUAGCUACCCCAUUGUAGCUAUCACAUGAUACAUCUACCUGCAGCUAUCCCAUCUCUCCCUAUCCAUUCCGCUCCUAGCCCAGGGCAGCUCCCAUGACAUGACCAGGCAGAUCAGGCCUAAGCAGGUGUGUGUCCGGAAAGGCACCCUGGUCAAAGUAGUGCAGUAUAUAGGGAAAAGGGUGCGAUUUGGGACACAGUGCUGGUGGACUAGCCAGCCAGCCUGAGCCAGGCAGCAUGCUGCAGUCAGCACAUGGACCAGUGCUGGGCUCCCCGUGGCUGUCCAUAGCCCCAUUUGAUGUCUAGAGAGAGAGAGAGACAAAUUGGUGGUGACAGAAGGAUGAGAGGGAAAGGUAGAGGAAACAGGAGAGGAGAGAGGGAAGUGAAGAGGAUAUGAG